This is a messenger RNA of Prunus mume (Japanese apricot), 1846 nucleotides long. Lineage: Eukaryota; Viridiplantae; Streptophyta; Magnoliopsida; Rosales; Rosaceae. The record is from RefSeq and is a predicted model, not a curated record.
AAUACGUCUCCUUCAGAUCCAUUUCGUUCGUAAGUCAAAUUUCCCAGAAUUGUUUCAAGUUCAUUGCUUUAGUCGUUUUCUUUAUUCUGGCGAUUUUCAGCAAACAGAAUUCAAUUUCUGAUUCAAGCAUCGAUUUUUUUUUUUUAUGGGUUGCGUGUUCUUGAAACUCGAUAGUGGUUCCUUAUCGGCUUAGUUUUCUUGGAAUUAUUUUGUGGGGAUUGGUUGUCUUUGUCUUCUGUGAAAGUUUUUGAAAUGGACGGAAACAAAGACGAUGCUUUGAAAUGCUUCAAAAUUGGGAAAGAAGCUUUGGAAGCUGGGGAUCGAACCCGUGCCCUAAAAUUCCUAACUAAAGCUCGACGUCUCGAUCCGACGCUACCCAUCGACGAUCUCUUAUCGUCGAUUGAGGGCAAUUCCAAUCCUCAGUCCGGUUCAGAUGCUGGCGGGUCUGCCAAUGGGCCAUCUGGGUCGGCUUCAGCUAAGCCGUCCGAUCAACCCUCGCUUCGCCAAAGAGUUCCGUCGACUGAUGGAUCUUCAUCCUCUAAAGUAUCACCAGCUGCUGCGUACACAGAGGAGCAGAUUGCGAUUGUGAGGCAACUGAAGAAGAAGAAGGAUUACUAUGAGAUUUUGGGGGUGGAAAAGAGCUGCACUGUUGAAGAUGUUCGAAAGGCUUAUAGAAAACUGUCUUUGAAGGUUCACCCGGAUAAGAACAAGGCGCCGGGAGCUGAGGAAGCGUUUAAGGCUGUGUCGAAGGCGUUUCAGUGUCUUAGCAAUCAAGAGAGUAGGAAAAAAUAUGAUGUUAUGGGCUCGGAUGAGCCAGUUUACGAGAGACGUGCUUCCAGCCAUGCAGCACAUGGAUUUAAUGGUUUUUAUGAUGGGGAUGUUGAUGCUGAGGAGAUCUUUAGGAACUUCUUCUUUGGAGGAAUGGCACCGGCAACCCAGUUCCGUGGAUUCAGUUUUGGGCAUGGCGGAAUGGGACAGAGGGCUGGUGGUGAUCAUGGUUCUGGCGGGUCCCAUAUUCGGACUCUAAUUCAGUUGUUGCCUGUGUUGCUUAUUCUGCUUGUCAACUUUAUGCCAUCUUCGGAGCCUAUCUAUGCCCUUUCCAGGUCCUAUCCCUAUGAAUACCGCUUUACUACGGAAAAGGGUGUUAAUUUUUAUGUUAGGUCAACCAAGUUUGAGCAAGAUUUCCCGCCAGGUAGCUCGGAGCGUGUCACGCUAGAGCAACGCGUUGAGAGAGAAUACUUCAAUAUUCUUUCCCAGAACUGUCGGCUUGAGCUGCAGCGCCGCCAGUGGGGAUUUAUUCGUGAAACACCACAUUGUGACAUGUUGCAACGGUUUGAGACGGCAGCUUAAUGUGUCUCAUUUAUCCUGACUACAUGUUAGGUGCCAGUCUUUCAGUUUUCCUGUUGUGGACGGUGCAUGGAGCACAAUCGAGGGAAGGAUCAUAGCUGCAAAUUUUGAAGUUCUACUUAUUAAAACUUGACAGUGUCCGCCGCCUGCACACAUUUUCUGUUCUUUAGUCUUAUAUAUGCACAAUGACUUUGUAUAAAAUUGUCUGUGAUUUAAUUAAUGUUUCCAUGCAUGCAUUAUCACGGAUGCAACGAGCUAGUAUGUAAGCUUUGCUAUUGUUAAUGUUACAUAUCAUGUUCAACAUAAUUUUUCCUGUGCUGGUGUAUGCGCCGAGGGAGUUUUGUGGCACUGGCAUGGCAUCUAAGUUUAAGUGAUCCAGAUUACAUCCAUUUGUAAAGUCUACAUAAAAUGUUGUGGAUUAGACAUGCACGGUUCAAGGAGCCAUAUAUACACUUGAGAUGUGAUUUUUACCAUAAAUAAAGGAAAAAUGAUUUCUGUA